Molecule: messenger RNA, 1425 nt
Organism: Cyprinus carpio (common carp)
Lineage: Eukaryota; Metazoa; Chordata; Actinopteri; Cypriniformes; Cyprinidae
Gene: scp2b
Product: sterol carrier protein 2b
Cellular component (GO): cytosol
Source: RefSeq, a predicted model, not a curated record
UUCAACUUCCCGAUCAGUGUUUGAUUAUUCGGGUCUGCCUCGAGAACCCGGAAGUGGCGUUCGGACACUGCUACACUGUAUCAGAGCUGCCAGCGGCCUUCUGAUCACCUGUCUGCAGCUCAUCUUCAGCAGCAAUGCGAGCCCCACAGGUGUCGAGCUCUCCACGGAUCCAGGCGGUGCUGACCAGCUCAUCCUCGGGUCUAGAGGGCUUCAAAGCUCACUCCGUCUUCCAGGAGAUCAGUAAAAAGCUGCACGAGGACGGAGACCAGUUUGUGAAGAAGAUCGGAGGUGUGUUCGCCUUCAAGGUGAAGGAUGGGCCGGGAGGAAGGGAGGCCGUCUGGAUCGUUGAUGUUAAGAACGGAAAAGGCUCCGUUCACAAUGAUGCUGACAAGAAAGCAGACUGCACCAUUGCCAUGGCCGACUCGGACCUGCUGGACCUCAUGACUGGAAAGAUGAAUCCACAGACCGCGUUCUUCCAGGGUAAACUGAAGAUCACCGGAAAUAUGGGCAUGGCCAUGAAGCUUCAAAACCUGCAGCUGCAGCCGGGCAAAGCCAAGCUGUGAGAGGCGGAGCCUGAAAGAGGGCGGGGUCUCGAGUAGCUCCUCUCACUGAGUUCACUCUGUUAGAGUAGCUGCAGGAGUCAGACACUGAGAGUGUUUCUGCGCUAGUUUCAGCCUCUUUCUAACAAGGUAAAGGGAUAGUUCACCCACAAAUAAACAUUUGGUCCUAGUUUACUCUGUUUUUUAAUUCCUUUCCGUAAACAUAUGACUGUUCAGUCUUUUGCGAGGAAAAGGCUAAAAUAUAAGAGUUUGUGAAUGUUAUACAGUCAUAUGGGUUUGAGAUAACAUGAAGGUGAGUGAAUUAUGCCAGAAAUCUCAUUUUUGGGUGAAUUAUUUAAAUGAAUCACAGGAGUCUGAUAGAUGGAUACAAAAAUACUAUAUUAAUACCGUUCUUAUUGAUUUUUCCUUUGAUUGGCACCCAUAACUGUUUAAAUUAUAUUUGUGUGUGGAUUAAUUGUUUGCUCUGAAGGGCUUUUUUGGAACUGAAGCCCCGUAAAGUGCCUGUGAAAUAUAAACGCAUGGGCUUUGAUGGACAGAUGUGUUGUUAAAAUGUACAACAGCAUUGCGAUUCAUUCCCUUUAGUCUUUAUCAUCAAGGUCAUGAGGAGUAGGUUUACAGUGCUGCUUUAACAAACACCAGUUAUAUAUAUAUAUUUCUAUAUAUAUAUAUAUAUAUAUAUAUAUAUAUAUAUAUAUAUAUAUAUAUAUAUAUAUAUAUAUAUAUAUAUAUAUCAGAUCAGUGCAUGGAUAUAUUUGACGGUAUCUUGCAGGUAUAAUUGUAGAAUCGCAUCAGUGUUUUUUGAGUUUUUCCCCAUCAGAUGCUAAAAUACUUUUGUACUAAAUAAACCUAAUCUUUCUCAUUAAAA